GCCUCGUCCGUAACCUCGAAGUUCACAAGUCCUUACGGCGACGAGCAGGGUCACGAACAGAAGUACAAGAUCGCUGUAUAGUUGAUUUUGCAGUGAGGCAAGUGAUAUCCAGCGUGCUCUCCGCAGAACCCAUACAUUCGGGACCCAUACAUAUAUGCGAGCUGCGCGGUGCAGAUGAGAUAUGCCCUGGGUGGCAUCCAGGCGAACCGAACUCAUGCUACAAGAAGCCGAGACAACAUAUUCCAAGGCCGCCAAGAGUGAAUUGCAUGGCGACUUUGAUCGGGCAUUUGGACUCUACGUGAAGGCGGCCGAAGCCUUCCUGCACUUGGGUCAGAUCAGUGAUGAUGCACGACAACGUUCUCGCUGCAAAGACCACGCUGCAAAGGCGUUAGAACGUGCAGAGAAGAUUAGGCAGGCUCGGCCGGAAUUGAGACCGCCCACAAGACAUCAUUUCGCCGAGCAAGAACAAUUGUAUGUGUUGAGGAAGUCGUCCCUUGUGAAUAAUGUUCGCUUCUCCCUGUGGGACGAAGACGCAACUAUGACGCGCGACACAAGGCACCCCGCGCUAUCGCCUGACCAACGGCGACAUUCAGCGGUCUGGAACAAGGUUGAUAUCAGCCAAGUGGGUCUGGCAAGCUCACCUCUCGAGCCGCAAGAUAUCGCCCAACAUAUCGUCACGGAUUGCUCCGUAUGUGGUGCAAUAGCCGUGUGUAUAUGUCAUAAUCAGCGCUUUCAAACCGAGCUCGGUCAGUCAUGUUUGCAUCCGGAGGAAGGCAGCCAGUCAGCCCAGGAAUCGAGCUCUGUCAUCUAUCACGUUCGUCUGCUAUUCAAUGGAGCAUACCGACGCGUAGCUAUCGACGACCAGCUCCCCCAAUAUCCUGACAGAACCCUCUUGUGUCUAUCUACGGGUAACAAACGACAAACUUGGCCAUCACUCCUGGAGAAGGCGUACAUGAAGCUCAUGGGUGGCUAUGACUUCCCUGGCUCUGAUUCAUGUGUAGACCUACACGCGCUCGCGGGAUGGGUACCCGAACAUGUGAAUCUGAGAUCCUCGACUUCUCAACGGGAGCGCUUGUGGGCCCGCAUCUCACAGGGCUUUUAUAACGGCUCAUGCAUGCUCACCCUGGGAACUGGCGAGAAUGCCAGUGGUCUAUGUUGGGACGAUAUUUGCCUACUUCCUGCUCACUGCUAUGCCAUCAUUGACGUUUCAUCAAGCCCCAGCAAGCGGGAGAUGACCAUUCUAGACUCCUGGGCUCACUCGGGGUCCGGCCUUAUGAACGGGCAUGACUCUGAUCCUAAGCGGGAAUCGACAAACACCUUCAAGCUUUCGUGGGACGCAGUAUGCAACAUCUUCGACGGUGUCUAUCUUAGUUGGGAUCCAGGUAUAUUUGAACGCCAAAUUACGUUCCAUGGAACAUGGACAGCCGGAACCAUGUCCCUCAAAGAAGAUGCUGCGUACUCAUGCCACUUUCAGCUGCAGUUGCGAACAGGAAUCAGUAAGGCCCAACGAGGUGACGAAGACAUCUGGGUGCAGUUGACGCGCCAUGUCUCGGAUACCCGGCGCACCUCCGAGUACAUUUCUCUGCUUGUUAAUGGCGAUGAAGAGCCGAGUCGAUCGUCUCUGGAAAUCAACCCCUCGACGUUGAAGGGUGAAUAUACCAACAACCUUCAUACCCUCGUGCGAUACACCGCGUCGCAAGCCGAUCAGGUGUUGCAUCUAGUGGCUGCUUACGAAGGACGACUGAGCGAAGUCGGCUUCACUAUCACUGUGUAUUCUAAUACGGAUGUGUCUUGGAUAGAAGAGAUACCCAAGGCGAUGUACUCGAAGGAGUUUGACGGAGAGUUCGGCUCCAAGAAUGCUGGCGGCCACCAUGGUCAUCCGACGUUCAUGGACAAUCCUCAGUAUCACCUACGAAUAUACCCGGGAGAGUCACCGUCGGCCGCAAAUACCAAAGCCGCCACGUCAAUCGUCCUGCAAAGCUCCAGACAUAUCCCAAUCAACGUCUCGCUAGUGUGGUCCAAGGGAGAGCGUAUUGCCGAGAUGGGUCACAAUGAGUUGGCUGCGCACUCCGGUCCAUAUGGCUUCGGGUACGCGAACGUGGCGCGUGACCUGUCGGCGGGCGACUACACUCUCGUCUUAUCCUCUUUUGAACCGCAGCAACUUGGAUCGUUCAAGCUACGCGUGGAGAGCCAAUCACGUUUCGAGCUCACGCCCAUAUCUCAGGAAGGCGCCGGCAUGUUCAACAAGGUCAUACGUGGGGCGUGGACCACGGAGACCGCCGGCGGGGGUCCAAGCUCGAGUCGGUACGCAACAAACCCGCUCUACGAAGUGCAGGUCGACACAACCACACAACUCAAAGUACGGCUGCAACUCUUGGAGACCACCCCGCCCGCCUCUAUCAAUGUCUCCCUCUUCGAGCACAAGGCGCCUCGCAACUCGCUGAAAACAACGUCGGGACCGUACUCCGAUGGCGUCGCAGGCGUAGCCACGCCGCAGGUCGCGCUGCAGCCAGGCACAUACCACGUCGUGCCCUCGACGUAUAACCCUGGGCUGCUUCGCGCGUUCAAGCUCAUAUUCUACAGCAGCGCCGCGGUCAAGAUCUCUGCGGUCACGCGUGCCUGAUGUGACUUACGUUGGCUGCAGUCAUUCCACACCUCGCUGGCGGCGGAAGGAGGGCGACGUGAGGAUGUAUUCGUUCACGCGUUUGAGUGUAGCUCGAGAAGGGUUGGCCUCCGGCCUGCUCGAUAUGAUCCACUGUAGCUUUGUACUGAUGGACCGUUUCGUCGCCGUAUUUCCUAGUCAAGAAUUGUAACUCAGUUGCGACAUGCAAUGUGCCGAUAGACCUACGCAAUGUAUCCCGUUCCCCGUGUGUAGCCACAAACGCGCCUUUGUCGUCGAAGAAGAGCUGGAGCGCCGCGAGAGCGACGCCCACGCUUGCGUCCUGGCCGUUGUCGCAGCAGACGCAGACGCAGUCUCCUCUGGAUAGGCAGCCCUCGAUGAACGCCAUGGAUCGAGGAAGGAU
Molecule: messenger RNA, 3023 nt
Organism: Fomitopsis serialis
Lineage: Eukaryota; Fungi; Basidiomycota; Agaricomycetes; Polyporales; Fomitopsidaceae
Exons: 22
Coding region: 182-2623 (813 amino acids)
Biological process (GO): proteolysis
Molecular function (GO): calcium-dependent cysteine-type endopeptidase activity
Source: RefSeq, a predicted model, not a curated record